This is a messenger RNA of Manis pentadactyla (Chinese pangolin), 960 nucleotides long. RefSeq names its product olfactory receptor 5V1-like. Bases 1 to 960 code for a protein of 319 amino acids. Gene Ontology annotation, molecular function: olfactory receptor activity; G protein-coupled receptor activity. Lineage: Eukaryota; Metazoa; Chordata; Mammalia; Pholidota; Manidae. The transcript has a single exon. The record is from RefSeq and is a predicted model, not a curated record. Gene Ontology annotation, cellular component: membrane. Gene Ontology annotation, biological process: G protein-coupled receptor signaling pathway.
AUGACACCAUUUGAAAUGAACAAUCAAACAGAUGUCACUGAAUUCAUCUUCUUGGGAUUUUCCAACCACCCCAACCUACAGGGCUUGUUCUUCCUGGUCUUCCUAGUCAUUUAUCUGACAACUCUCCUAGGCAACAUGCUUAUAAUAACAGCCACCAAGAUCAGUCCAGCUCUCCACACUCCAAUGUAUUAUUUCCUCAGCAACCUGAGUUUCUUGGACAUCUGCUACACAUCUACCACCAUUCCAGCCUUGCUAAUAAACUUCUUCCGGAAGAAGAAGACCAUUUCAUAUGAAGGCUGCCUUUCCCAGAUCUUUUUCCUCGUGACAUGUGCUGGCACUGAGGGUGUCCUCUUGGCUGCUAUGGCUUAUGACCGCUAUGUAGCCAUUUGCCACCCUCUUCAAUACCCAGUCCUCAUGAGUGUGAAUGUCUGCGUUUCUUUGGUGACUGGGUCCUGGCUGUGUGGGCUGGUGAAUUCUGUGACACACACAGUGCUGGCAACUGCACUCAGUCUUUGUGGGCCCAACCAGAUCAGCCACUUUCUCUGUGACAUCCCAUUGCUCCUAGAGCUCGCCUGCUCAGACACCUCUCUCAAUGAGUCUGUGCUCCAUGUGGCCAGUGCCACCAUUGGCCUGAGCCCCUGCCUAUUUACUGCAGUAUCCUACAUACUUAUCAUCUCUGCCAUCCUUAGGAUCCCCUCUGCUCAGGGCAGGAACAAAGCCUUCUCUACCUGUGCAUCCCACCUCACUGUGGUGGUGGUCUUUUAUGGAACAGCCAACCUCAACUAUGACAGACCCAGGGGAGGCUACUCCCUGGACAUGGACAUCCUGGUCUCUGUGCUCUUCUGUGUUGUGACCCCCAUGUUGAAUCCCAUCAUAUACAGCCUGAGAAACAAGGAAGUCAAAGGGACCCUAAGAAAGCUGGCUAGAGAAUGUGGAUUAUCUAGUGAGAUCAAUGAUUAG